Closterium sp. NIES-67 is the source of this 2342-nucleotide messenger RNA. Lineage: Eukaryota; Viridiplantae; Streptophyta; Zygnematophyceae; Desmidiales; Closteriaceae. The record is from the annotation of a GenBank genome assembly.
GAGCCCAUGGCCAAAUCAUCGCGCCACGCCUUAGUUUGGCUCCUUCUCGUUACACUCACUCUACUGUCCUCAGCCUCUAGAGUCGCCACUGGACAAGAUGAGGAAAUUGCGGAUGUUUCACGAACACCGGGUGAUGGCGAAGUUUGGCGAAGCAGCGGCGACACGAAGCAUCGUCGCGCGUACCCAAUAAUACAGCCGGACACGAAGCACACGAAGUUGAAAGUGUCUCAGGAGGGUCUCAACGUGAUCCGAAGCAUCAAGAACCCCAUCGCCAUCGUUGCGGUAAUUGGACCGUACCGCUCAGGGAAGUCGUUUCUGCUGAACCAACUACUCACACUCACUUGCGAUGAAGGGUUUGGAGUGGGCCAUGCACGAGACACCCAGACAAAGGGCAUAUGGGUGUGGGGCGACCCCAUGGAGAUGGAAGUGAAUGGCCAGACCACCUCUGUUCUCUUCCUUGACACCGAGGGCUUUGAGAGUGUCGGCAAAUCGUCCGUCUAUGAUGACAGGAUAUUCGCCCUGGCGACGGUGCUGAGCUCGGUGCUCAUCUACAACCUCGCAGAGACAGUCAAGGAGGCAGACAUAGCGAAGCUGUCGUUCGCUGUGGAGCUCGCAGAGGAGUUCUACGGCAGAGUAAAGGGUCGAGACGAGGUCUUCACGCCAGCCAAGCUGCUCUGGCUCAUCCAACGAGACUUCCUAGAGGGCAAGACGGUGCAGGAGAUGGUUCGGGGAGCGCUGCAGCCGGUGCCCAACCCGGAGAAGGACAAGGACGUGGACCAAGUGAAUCUCAUCCGACAAUCUCUCAACCUCAUGGCUGCUAAUAGUACUGCCUUCGGGUUGACUCAGCCGCACCUGGCAAGAACACGUUUGUGUGAACUGUCAGACAGUGACCUAGACCCUAAAUACGUGCGGCAGCGCAACCAGCUGCGGCAGGUGGUGGCGUCGCUGGUGCAGCCCAAGAUCGUGUCGGGGAAGCCGGUCACAGGGGAGGAGUUCGCUGACUUGCUGGAGAAGACCCUGAAUGCUCUCAACAAGGGCCACAUCCCCACGGCCGGCUCAGUGGUAGACGCGUUCAACCGAGCGGUGCAGGACAAGUGCCUGGCGCUAUACCACGAGGCCAUGCGCCGCCUGCUGCCGUCGCUGCCAGCAGAGGAGGCGGCGCUGGUGGGGGCGCACCGGAACGCGAGUGGCCGGGCUAUGGAGGUGUUUGAGAGGGAGAGAUUCGGUGGGAAAAGUGCCGAGGAUGCGAUACGGCCGCUCCGGGACGAGCUGAGAGAGGCCCUGAUCAACCUGAAGAGAGAGAACGAGUUUGAGUCCGCCAAGGCGUGCGAGGGGGCACACAGGGGCUGUGAGGAGGAGCUGGACGCCCUGGCCAACAUGCGGCUGCCGUCCGUGGCCAAAUUCGAUGCUCGCCUGGACGCCUGCAACCACACAGUGGAGCAGGCGUGCAGAGGGCCCAGCAAGACGGCCUACAGCGACCGGCUCAAGAAGACGUGGACGCGGGAGCGCUCCCAGUUCCUCAAGGAGUACAAUCAGCGCCUCUUCAACUGGCUGGUCAUCGGCUCACUAGUCCUGGUCGUGAUCGGGCGCUUCGUGGUGAAGUGGGUGGUGGUGGAGGUGCUCGCCUGGGCGCUCUUUGUGUUCCUGGAGACGUACACUCGCAUCUUCUGGUCCUUUGACUCGCUCUACCUCAACCCCGCCUGGCGCAGCUUUGUGAACGUGUGGGAAGCAGUUGUCUACAACCCUUUCAUCGACCUCGAUCUGUGGUCAGUGCCUCUCCUGUGGGUGGGCCUCAUCCUCAUCAUCAUGUGUCGCUGCUACCGCUGCCGCAAGCGACCGCACACCCCGCUCCUCCCCACGCACCAUGACACCUUGCACACUCGAAGAUCUGAGUGACAGUGGUGACAGGCACACUGUCCCAUGGUGAUUCAGAAGUCACCAUGGCCCCACCCACACACCCCUCCUCCCCACGCACCAUGACACACCACACACCGGAAGAUCAGAGUGAUGGUGGUGUGGUGUCCCCUGGUGAUUCAGAAGUCACUAUCACCUCACACACACACCCCUCCUCCCCGCACAUCAUGAUACCCUCCACACCCGAAGGUCAGAUCAGAGUGAUGUCAGAUCCACUCACCAUUCUUGCUGUGGCGUCUCAUGAUAUGCACCCGGGGCUGAUUGCUAGUUGCCUUGUUACUGAGAUGUCUGAACAUUGCACCUAUUGAUUAACUUGCAUUGUUUGACUCUCAAUUGUCUUGGAUGGCACUUUAACUACUCUCUAGGGUAGGGAGCUGGGCUUCCAUACCAUUCCCUUCUUUGUGACUGAUCUACACCUGAAUUCCAGU